GAACAGAAAAUAUAGAAACAUAUUAUAUUAUAAUGAGUAAAAAGUCAGUGCUUACACUUGGUUUAAUAAUCUUACAAACAAAUCUUGUUAUAUCACGAACGAACUGUGACUUACCGACAGAAGUAAAGACGUUAGAGCCGAGUGCCUUGGCUAAGGUUUUUGCCUUGCAAAUCCAACAAAUCCGUUCGACGUCGGAAGAGACGCCCGUGGUCUCUCCCGGAAGCAAUCUGGAUGUCUUCGAUACAAAUGUACCAAGUUACUCUCUCGAUGUACAAGAAGAAAAUUUCCGAGCAAUUUCAACAUUCCAUCCGAUUGGGGAAACGAACGUCGGUAAAAAAAUGAGAAAUGAUCGAGACGGAGGAAACAGUGAAUUAUUUUUAUUCAACGGGAAUUUUCAAGAUGGAAAGAAAAAUGAAUUGGAAGAUGAUAAAGUUUAUAAUUCAAAAGAAUCUUUAAAUUUAGUUUGGGAUAAUUGUUUUGAGAAUGUUUAUAGAGAUAAUACGGAUACAGCUAACAUUGGCGCAAAAUCGUAUACCGAUAUAGAGAAUUCAAGAAAUAUUGACAUUGAAAAUAUUAAAAGUUACAGAAAUAUUUUAAAUAAAAGAAAUUCUUUAAAUGUUAGCAGCACAACCGCUUUAAGCGCAUGGCUCGAAAAAUUCAAUAUAUUUAGAGCUGCGAACAAUGAAGAUCCUGAUGUUUCAACAAAAGAUACUUUACUAUCGCCAACAGCAUUAGAAUUGUCAACAUCGUCAAGUACAAAAAAUACAAUACCAUUUAUACCGAUUACAAAGAACAUAUUAAAAGAAUUUACUGAACAAAUUAACGUAACGCUUGAUAUCGUGACGGAAAACUCUAUAAAUUACAUAAAAGAGACCAAAAGAGAUGACUUUUAUGUAGAGAUAACAAAAGACAGAAGUAAUAUUAAAUUCAGUAGUUUACCUCAAAAGCAAACUUAUUUAAUACCAAAAUUUAAAUUGGAAGAGGGAUUUUAUCCGUUUACAUUUAUGUCCAAGUUCUUUUCAGUGAUCAAUUUAUUCGACUAUCCAGUUGGUCUUGUCAAGGAGAUCGCAAUGGGUAAAUCGGCGUUCCCAUAUUCAUUUCUAAAGUCAAUAAGGGUGGAGUCAUCGUUUUUGGUGUUCAUAAUUAUAUUUGGAAUUUUCGCUCUGAUUAUUCCUCUAUAUCUCUUCAUAUUAAGUUUAAUUUCAUUAUUCUCAAAAUCAAAAUGCACCGAUGAAAUCGAAUCUGGAACUCUAUUUCUGGAGCCAGAGAGGAGAGACUGCCAUAGCAAGAUUAUAGUUAUCUUCACUUUCCUGUUCCUACUCAUUAGCUGUUUCCUCAUAUCAGGAAUGGUUUUAAGUAAUGAACAAUCACGGCUGGCUGUAGCUGAGAGUCGAAAUAUCAUUAGUUGCGCAUGCGCAGAUAUAGCAUCUUGGCUUUCGACAGCUGCGCAAGAAUUACACCACAGCCUUGUUCCACCUAUAGAUAUGGUAUAUUACGCUUAUAAAGAGGAUUUAAGAGAGGCAGAGACGCUUCUUGGACAACCGAUACAGCAGGCAAUAGCUUCGGAGAGUGGCAUUGAUCUAGUUCUUGAUUCACUAGCAGAUAUAAUAACAGAGAGUGAGGAUUUAUCUAUGAAAGUGUCAUCAUUGCGUGAUGUAUGUCACAAAGCUGGUCUGUUAGCAAUAGCAACUUCAGAUAAAAUUAAAGACUUGGCUCAACAACUAGAUAGUUUGAAGAAAAACUGCGUUGAAAGAGAUGCUCCUCUAUGUGAUACACUUAAUACAAAUUCCUUGCAUAUUAUGAUGAAAUUUGAUUCAAUACUUCAAGAGCACCAGUUACUUGAAUUGAAAGAUCUUGGAGUCAUUAACCUUACUCACGCCAUAUCCGCUGCUAGAAAAGAGUUCCGUACCCUGCCUUCUGCUAUAUAUUCGCAAACGGAACUUGUCAGAGCAGAUAUCCUGCAAGAUAUAGAAAACCGAAGACAAUCUGUUCAUAAUUCCGCAAGAGUGUUGAGCGACAUAGUGCGCCAUCUCACUUCAGCUUUGCAUAGCCUCGCGAGACAGUUCGACACUGGGUUGGACAGAGUGCACAAGUAUGAUCUAUGGAGAUGGAUAAUAUUGUUAGCUUGCAACGUGUCCCUCAGUUUCGUGAUGACGCUCGUUUUAUUUGCGAUGUUUUGUGGAUGUGGAAAUGCAAAAAUCCAUGCAAAAAGGACAUUACAAGUCUCUUCUUUCUGCAUUUGCAUCACUUCUAUAAUAUUAUGGAGCUUAAUAUGUGCGACCUUUCUCAUCGCGGGUCAUGUUGAGCUAUUAUUUCAGGUAUAUGCAUGCCAAAUUUUGUGGGACACACAACAGUACAAGACUUUAUCGACGCUUUUAGAUAAGCCGUCACCUUUAUUAUCAGAUAACGAGGGUAUUUUCGACGUUUUAUUCAAAGAUUUAGACAAUGUAACCAUCGAAGUAUCUGUCAAAGACAUCUUAAGAGAAUGUGAAAAGAAUGAGCCAGCGUACAGCGUUUUUCAAUUAGAAAAAAUAUUAGAUGUGAACAAAGAAACGUCUUACUUUGAAUGGGACGAGCUUCAAGAUGAUUUGAAAAGAUUAUCGACUACUAUCGAUGUUGGCUUUCUGAAGACAAUAUCGGAUAAUUUCAAUAAGUUCCUGAAUCGAAUACUCUUUGUCUCCGAUGUCAAUUUGACAAAAUAUAGAAUGGAAUUCAAUGGACCGGUGGUGGGUAAGGAUUUACCAUCCUUCGUUGACCAGUUAGAAAAUGUUGCAGUACAAGUAUCCGAUUUGAAUACUGCGGGAAGGUUAGAGACCCUUGCGACAAGAACACAAAGGCUUCAUCUAUCAAAUAUAAAACCAUUGGAGCAGCUGAGAACUGAGUUAGUCUUCAAAUUGACGGAACUUGAACUGCAAAUGAUGCCAUUUCGUCGAAAACUAAACAUAUCUCUAAGUCACAUUCACACAGCGCAAUUCUACAUCGACAACCAAGGAGACGUUAUAGCUCAGAAGAAGUUAUCAAUCUUCGUAUCACGACUGAUAGCACAUGCAGCUGGUUGGCGUACACAUGCGAUCGACGCUGUGAAUGAGCACGCAGCGCGCUGCGGACCGUUGUUUGCCGUGUUUGCGGCCAUCAGGACGUUGUUAUGCACCAAAUACGUUUCAGCUUUGAACGGCUGGUGGCUCUGUGGAUUUCUUCUAGGGUUAGUUUGGUGCACAGUUUUCACUCCAUUAUGUGUGAAACUAUGGAGAGCGUACAGCAAGAAGCUGAGAACACUGGAAACAUUGUCACUGGCAAGCUUAGGGGAACUCUGCUCUGAAGUGAGACAGGAGCCUGGAACACCUGCAACUGCACCAUGUGACGACGCAAAUUGGACCACCCCAGGACCUCCGCCGCCACCUACAAACGACAGUUGGUGAUUAUACAUUUACUAAUAUGGAAAGUGGAUCAGAUUUGGAUUUUAAUAAAGGCGUUGAAGUAAAUCGAAUGUUACCUUCCAGCACAAAAGUGUAUCCUAAAGUUUAUUAUUAUUAGCAACAGCUU
Molecule: messenger RNA, 3543 nt
Organism: Nymphalis io (European peacock)
Lineage: Eukaryota; Metazoa; Arthropoda; Insecta; Lepidoptera; Nymphalidae
Gene: prom
Product: prominin-1-A
Exons: 19
Coding region: 33-3419 (1128 amino acids)
Cellular component (GO): membrane
Source: RefSeq, a predicted model, not a curated record